AUGACAUCCGAUAAAUUCGUCGACCCUCAAAUGAUAAAUCAAUUAGAGCAAGAAGCAAAUGCGAUAACCAAAGAUUUAGAUUGUAUGUUGAAAAAAUUGAAAACGAAAAUGUUCGAGGCUUCAACUAUAACUCGAGAAUCUUUUGAUGUAUACGAUCAGACAGUUACAAACUAUUGUGCAGCUAUUGAGGAAACUUCAAAUAAGACUUGUGCAUUAAUUAAUAUGUGUGAAACAUUUGAUAAGGAAUUUUCAAAUGUUUAUGCUUUGGCCAAGAAUAUUAAAAACAUUAGAAAACAAUUGGACGCAUUGCAAUAUUCAAUAAAGUGA
This is a messenger RNA of Ambispora gerdemannii, 327 nucleotides long. NCBI's taxonomy places the organism in Eukaryota, Fungi, Glomeromycota, Glomeromycetes, Archaeosporales, Ambisporaceae. The record is from the annotation of a GenBank genome assembly.